UGCCACCAGGCAGGGCACGCUUUGGGGAGGGGGGGUGGUGGGGGGGGUGGGGGUUCCCCGGGGUGCACGUGCGGUUGGUUGGGCGCGUGGCUCCGCCGAGGCUCCCGGCGAGAGCGCAGCUGCUGGGUGCCGUGCGUGGUGUCCGUGUCCCGUGCCCCCCCUGCCCCCAGCCGCUUCCCUGCCACGGUGGGGACACCCCCCCCGCCCCGGUUUUUUUUCCCCGGGGCCAUGCUGGGUGGUGCGGAGCGGGGCGCGGGGCGCCUGCGGAUCUGCGAGCGGACCAAGCUGCUGCUGGUGGAGAUCGACACGGUGGCGUGUUGCAGCCCGGCUGCCGGCAUGGCCGCGGGGUGCCGGCCCGCACCCCCCUGGACCUACCGCCGCAUCGCCGGGGAGUACGCGUACCUGGAGAAGCGCUUCGUGGCAGAGCUGGCCCCCCCUUGGUCCCCGGCACCCCCUGCUCCCCCCCGCCGCCUCCAGGACUUCGGCAGCUCACCCCCCCCAGCGUGUGAGACCCAACCCCGGGCACCCCCCACCCGCUGCCCCCCGGGACAGCCUGAGGGGACGGGGGGGGGCAGCGGACCCCGGAGCCAGCACCCCCCUUGUCCCCCCCGCCCUCCGCUGCCAGGGAGCAGGCAGGGCCCCCCCACCUAUGAAGCCCACAUGCAGCGGGUGCAGGCAGCCCACACCCGCCGCGGUGGGCCCCCCCCUUACAUCUCGCCCCCCGCCUAUGAUGCUCCCCACCGCACCCUGCAGCUCCGGCCUCCCCGGGGACCGCGGAGCCCCCCCCCAGCGCCCCGGGGCCGGGGGGCUGUGCCGGGGGGCUGGAGCCACACGCUGCCCCGAGCGGCCACCGAGGCCGGGCACCGGCGGCCCCGUGGGCUGCAGCCAUCCCUGGGGGGGCCCAGCACCCCCCGGCACAGCCAGACGCUGCCCCGGGUGACAGCGGGCCGGGAGCGGGGGCCGGGGCACGGGAGGGGGCGGCGUGGGACGGGGGGGCACGUCCUCAUCGAUGCCACCCGCGUGGUGGUCCGGGCUCAGUACGUCCCCCCCCCACAGCGGCAGCAGGUUCACUAUGCCGGGGGGUCGCCAGGGCCCAUCGCACCCCCGGGCAGCCCCCCCAGCGCUGGCACCCCUCCAGCAGCACCUGACCCCCCCCGGGACCCCCCCCAGGGGUCCCCCGGCAGCCCCCGCGUUCCGUGGCAGAACCCGGGUGGCUGCGGGGGUCCCCGGGGCCGGCCCCCCCCGCGGCGGCCGGUGCUGUACGCCCAGGCGCUGCGCGAGGCCGUGUCCCGCAUCCGGCGGCACACGGCGCCCGACUCCGACUCAGAGGCCGAGGGGGGGCCGGGGGGGUCCCGCUGGCGGCACUGCCGCGACGCCCAUGCCUACAGCAGCAGCAGCAGCAGCCUGGAGAGCACCGGCCCCGCCCCGGGGGCUGCCAGCCCCCCCCGGGCUUGAAAGGUGGGGUCUGCAAGGGUGUGGUGCCCCCGGGGGGGGUGGGGCUUGGAGGGGUGUGGUCCAGCC
Tyto alba (common barn owl) is the source of this 1521-nucleotide messenger RNA. RefSeq names its product dendrin (gene DDN). The coding region runs from base 229 to 1455 and encodes 408 amino acids. The transcript has 2 exons. NCBI's taxonomy places the organism in Eukaryota, Metazoa, Chordata, Aves, Strigiformes, Tytonidae. The record is from RefSeq and is a predicted model, not a curated record.